CAAAUUUAUCUCAGUGCUCUACUUUGCCUGGUUUACUUUGUUGGAUCGGUACUUUUAGUCAAUACGUCAUCACAGUGGAAACCAGUUGGAUUCAUUUAGUGACAGAUUCUUAAGAAAAAGGUUGUCACUUGAUGAAUCUCAGAGGGUGCGGUGACCUGCCAGUCAGAGCCAGCCCAGGUUGUAAUUAGGUUCACUCCUGGUCAGUUAAUCAAGGUGAACUGUUGCCCCUAAUCCCAGGAUUAACUGUUGGAUCUAAUCCCAGGAUUAACAUUAGUGAACUGGGAACGCUGGUGGUGGGGGCAAGGAGCUGAAACUAUGUAGUGAUAGCAGAAAACAGACACAAGACAAUGGCUGAGCUGUUGUCUGUACAGGUACAGAUACCUGCACACCUGGGCAAGCUUCUGAGACCAGAGACCAAGAAGUUGCUAGGUGACAAUGGGACGAAAGAAAAAGGUCGCUCGUCCCACCUGGCUAAACACAAGCCAGUGGACAUCACGUUCAACAAUUUGUCUUACUUUGUUAAGGAGGGACACAGUAGGAAAGGUAAAAAAAUGAUCCUGAAGAAUAUAUCAGGGAGAUUUGUCUCUGGUGAGCUGACAGCCAUCAUGGGGCCAUCUGGUGCUGGCAAGUCUUCCUUGAUGAACAUUCUAGCUGGUUAUAGAACAAAGAAUGUGACCGGGUCUCUGUUGGUGCGUAACCGAGAGCGAGAUUUGAGGUCGUUCCGCAAGAUGUCGUGCUACAUCAUGCAAGAUGAUGAGCUCCUGCCACACCUGACGGUGGAGGAGGCUAUGAUGUGCUCGGCUAAUCUGAAACUUGAUGAGAAGUUGUCUCCCAUGGAGAAGCUGGAAAUGGUGGACGAGAUCCUGGACACAUUAAGCUUGAACGAGGCCAAGAAGACGCGGACAUCCAAUCUCUCUGGUGGACAGAGAAAGAGGCUGUCCAUAGCUCUAGAGCUGGUCAACAACCCUCCAAUCAUGUUUUUUGAUGAGCCAACAAGUGGGUUGGACAGUGCCUCAUGUUUCCAGUGUGUGUCUCUGUUAAAAAAAUUAGCUGAGGAGGGGAGGACAAUCAUCUGCACCAUCCACCAGCCCAGUGCAAAACUCUUUGAGAUGUUUAAUCAUUUGUACCUGCUAGUUGAUGGCCAGUGCAUCUAUCGAGGUACCAUCAAGGCUUUGCUGCCAUACUUCCAGGAACAGGGACUGGUGUGUCCCAACUACCACAACCCUGCUGAUUAUGUGAUGGAGGUGGCAGCUGGAGAGUAUGGUGAACAGAAUGUGGUCAUGUUGAUCCAAGCACUCAAUGAGGGCAAGUGUGACCAGGUGGAGACAGAGAGGCAGCAGUCUUGCAAUGGGGCUCACCUGGCUUCACUGCACUCAACUGAUGAAACGGCCACGCACGAGUCGGCCGUGCAACUCAACAAAAUGGCCUCGGCCCAGUCGGGCGAUGGCACCUCAGCAAACUGCGGUGACCGCAACAGUAAAUCAGAUGGCCGCCACUCCCCCUCCUGCCGGACCAAUGGCGCCUGUUUCCCCCAUCGGCACCAGGAUCAAGGAGAGAGUUGUGAGGUUAGUCAGCAUGAGAUAACCAUCUAUAGAGAUGAUGAUUUCCUGGACUUUCCCCCUGACCAGGAUUGUCACACCUUCAACACCAGCUGUCUGACACAGUUCAGGGUGCUGUUUAUACGCACGUUCAUGUCCAUAGUACGAGAUGCCACCUUGACCCGUCUGCGCCUCAUCUCCCACCUGACCGUGGGUAUCCUCAUUGGCUUGCUCUACCUGGGCAUCGGCAAUGAAGCGAGUAAAGUGUUCAACAAUGCUGGCUGCCUUUUCUUCUGUAUGCUUUUUCUUAUGUUCACAGCCCUCAUGCCUACAGUCUUGACAUUUCCAAUAGAGAUGACGGUGUUUGUGAGAGAACACCUGAACUAUUGGUACAGUCUCAAGGCCUACUACCUGGCCAAGACCAUGGCUGACAUGCCUUUUCAGAUCAUCUUCUCACUGGUAUAUGGCAGUAUUGUCUACUUCAUGACGUCACAGCCAAAUGACUUUAUGAGGUUCGUCAUGUUCCUGACCUUGUCAACACAGACGUCACUGGUGGCACAGAGCCUGGGGCUUUUAAUAGGGGCAGCUACGUCACUGCAGGUUGCGGUGUUCCUUGGUCCAGUGACGGCCAUCCCUAUCCUGCUAUUCAGUGGAUUCUUCGUCAACUUUGACACCAUACCUGCCUACCUGCAGUGGCUCUCCUACAUAUCUUACAUCAGGUACUCAUUUGAGGGGACUCUCCAGGCUAUUUAUGGUCUAGACCGGGGCGACCUGGAUUGUGAUGAGAACCACUGCAUCUUCCGCCAGGGGACAGACGUCCUGCGGGAGAUGGACGUGGAGGACGCCAGGUUCUACAUAGACUUUAUCGUUCUCUGCGGGUUCUUCGUGGUGCUGCGUGCGGGCUGUUACCUGGUCCUGAGGUGGCGGGUCAAGGCUCAGAGAUGAGAACAAAAAAAUUUUUCAUCAGGAUUUACGAGUUAUCCAUUGUGGAUAUUGUAUAAUAGUUGGAUGUGCGUCCACUUUGUUUGGUGGAUAUGUGUUGGAUUAUGUCAUGUUUGUACAGGAGUAAUGAUUCGUCUUCUCAACAUGUCCGGCACUGAGGCUGGUCAGUGAUUCCUGUACUGGAGUGGUCAGUAGUGCAGCUCUUUCUUUCAACCCACAGAGGUGGCUGGUAGCUUUAUCUGUGUCAUCAUGUCAAGAAGUGUAUAAAAACAAAACUUGUUACAGCAUAGCAAUUUCUAGUCUUUCUUGUGAUCAAGUGAAUGGCUUGUAUUAAUUUGUAAUUUGUAAACUUUGGAGUGGUGUCCCUUGAUGCACAAAAAAAAAACUUUCCUGAGUUUCAAUUUUUGUGGAAUUUUUAAAAUGACACGGAAAGAAGAGUGAUUUAACCCAGGGUAAUAACAAAUUGUGUUUUUACUCAAGAAAUUUUUAAAAAUUCAAAAUGAGAUUAUGUUUUUAUGGAAUUUGUUUCAAAGAAAAUAGAAUACGUAAUUGAACCCGUGGUUAAAACAAUGUUUUUACCAAACAUAUGUGCAAUAUGUUCUUCUUAAAGCAAGAACAUACAAAUAUUCUAAUACGGGAACGCAUGCAAAUAUAAAGACUUUAGUUUUACUUAGAAAAUUUUGUUCAAAGUUUAUGUUGAUUUGUUUUUAUCCAACUGUAUUUUUGUUUUAUUGCUGCUGGUCUAAAUAUACAUAGGCUCAACUCUAGACACACACAAACACUGACAUCUGAUGUCAUAUAACAAAUGUCAUAAAGAUGAUGUUGUACGGUUGAUGUCACAGAUUUGAUGACAUACAGUUGUUGUUGUCAUGUGUAAUGACAUGGUUGAUGUCAUAAGUUUGAAACUAAAGCUUUACAACUUGUUUAAUCAUUAUUUCUUCUGCCAUAUCUUUUGUUUUCCCAGUUUCUCUAUCACACCACUUCAGCUUUCUCGCUUUCCAUUUUUUUUGCUGCAUCAAGUUGCCAUAGAAAAUUAAAUUUUUCAUUUAUUUGCCUUUCUAAAAUUCAUGAAAUUACACUAUAAUAUUUCGUUGUAUUUCUUGAAAACUAAAGAGAAAUCUUACAGUAAAGUUUUCAACUUUGACCUUCACCAAACAAGGCCACUGUAAAUAUUUGUACAGUAUAUUUCUUCCCUAUUUCAAACUUUGAUUCCUGUUGUUUUGUUGAAUGACAGAUAUGGCAGUGAACAUUUGUCCCAUCCAGCUUCAAUGCCUAGAUGUAAUAUACUUUCUUAUUACUGUAAACCUACCAUUAGUACUAUGUAACAUUAUUUUUAUUAUCGUUCAUGAUUCAGCAGUUCUGGUAUUUACAUGAAAUAAUUUUUUUUACUGCAGUGGACUGGUCAAAUGUUGUUGACAGUUUAUUUGUAAGUCUCAGGUAUCAUGACAUACUCAUUAGAACAGCUCUGGUUCACCCCUCGGUGUUGGAGCUGUUCAUUUUAUCCUGCUCACACCUCACUUCACACCAAAAUUCAUGUGGAAAUCACGUGAGAUAUUGACAGGGUUAAAUUAUUAUUUUUUUGUUGUUAAGAAUGAAAAAUCACAUUUUUUAAAAAUUUGUUGUUGUUAAGGUUGUUUUUUAAAAUGUGUUUUAAAGUAGAGCCUGUCCUGAUACCCUGUAAAACAAUGUGUUUUUUAGUGUAGGUUCUUUCAUUCGGUGUAUUUUAAUGCAAGUCCUUUCCUGAUUAGAUUUGAUAAGCCAGGGUAGGAUGUUCUUGUCUCAAGCUUGUUCUAGCAUUACAUGGGUGGGGCUGGCUCUACAGGGGGUAAAAACCUCAUGUCAUAGCUUGUUGUUGGUUUUAUCUUUCAACUUUCUGCAUUUGAUCUUCAAUGUGUUCCUACGCUACUGUGUACUUCACUUCAUGACCAAGUUGACUUGACAGUCCUUCAGUGACUGAGUCUUUGACUCAUAAAAUUGACAGUCAUACAUUGUGACAAGACUUUGACCCAUAAAAUUGACAGUGUAACAUUUUGACAAGACCUUGACACAAGGACACGACAGCCCUACAUUUUGACAGUUUAAUAUAAUGACAGCUUUACGCCAUAUUUCCAUGCUGUUUCAAGUCAUUCAGUCUCUUCCUGGGACAGUGGCUAAACUCCCUUGACCACCAAAGUGGCAUAACUCAUCUGGUCACUUCCCCCAAUUGGUCCCAAUUUUUUGUAAAUAAAAUGUUUGUCUCUAGUGCAAAAUGUUAAUAUUUAUCUCUAAAAGAAAACGUUAAUGUUUGUCUCUAGUGCAAAAUGUUAAUAUUUAUCUCUAAAAGAAAAUGUUAAUGUUUGUCUCUAGUGCAAAAUGUGAAUAUUUGUAUUCAAGCACAAGACCAGAAAUGUUUACUUCUCCAUCAGUUACUGUACCCAGCACAAAUGAUUGUUUUAUUCUGUGCAUUAUGUUAUACAUGAACUGAUGACGUUAUUCAGCCUCUGCUGAUUGUUUUUUUUUAAGGCUGUUGUUUUAAUUUUUUCAUCUAGCUCCUGAAGUUUUUUUUUGUUUUGUUCAGCUACUGAUGAUAAAUUUAAUGGCUGUUUUUUUUUUUUUUUUUAAACUAAUGGCUGUGUUGUUUACCUUUUGAUUUUACUGUCUGCCUGCUCCUUGUUAAGCUUGUGUUCUUUCCCCUUGGUCAGUCACAUACAGACCCAAGCUCAGGGGGUCAGUGUUCGUUGUCUCCCUCUUAGGUAACCAUAGCAACAGCUCUCUUAUCCCUCCAAGAUUUGAAGGUCAUGACACGUGCACACAGUAUUGAAUGACAUUAUCACAUGUCUAUCAAAAUCAAAUUCAUUACAUUUUAAUGCUUCCAUUCUGUUCAUCAUGACUAAAUGUGUUAGGAGUUUUAUUUUAUCAGCUUGAAGCUACCAAAUGUUACUCCUAGCUUCUGUUUAAAUCAUUUUUACUGUGUUCAAAUACACCAUGUUUUUUAUAUCUUAUUUUCAGAGCUAAUAAUAAUAGAACAAAAUGCAUACUGUUGAUACAUUUUUUAUUUCUGAAUAGAUUAAAUUUAAAAAAAAAAAAACAGCAAAAUUAUUAGUAUAAAUAUUAGAAUUGGCAACAUACAUUUAAAAAACCUGGCAAGCUGAAUUUAGUACAGCUGAGUGGUGAUAUCCUGAUAUUUAUUUGUUACAUUAUUUUUCCUUAGCUGGCACAUGUGCUUCCCUUAAUUUUUCAAUGUUUUUCUUCAGUUGCAUUUCUUUUUUUAAACAGCCAUAGUGGCAUUUGUGCAACACUCAAUGCAAUUUUUAUAACAACUUCCUCAUAGUGUGGUGUGUUGUAUAAUGUGUCCUGUGCUGGUAGCUAGAGGUAAAGUUGUGCACAUUUUAUUUUACUUGUUUAGAACAAGUUAUAUAUGGGAGAUAAUGACAGAACAAAACAAUAGUAAGUUAUAUAUGGGAGAUAACUGCAUGCCUGGUAUGUUAGAUGUGACUAUUUUGUUAGUUUUUUUUAUUUAGUCUGCGCUGAUGUUUAUGAUCAAAAGGGUUAAGGGGCAUUAUGUGUAUCCAUAGCUUUGUGUUAUAUCAUCCAUAUAGCCUUAUUAUAUCAUUUAAACUUGACAUUUGUCCGUGUCAAUGUUCAAUGCUAUCUGGGGACAUGACUUUCCUAGCCGGUGUUUUGUUGCUGUUGGUGUUUUGUUGCUGUUAACGGUAACUAAAAAAAAAUCUUUUUUUUUUUUUUAGAAUUUUUUUAAAAUUUUAAUUUAUUGAUUUAAAAAAAAAUUUAUGAACAGUAAGACAUAAUAGUGAUUAAUCAUUUUAACAAAAUAUUUGGUACAUUUUUAGAUGCUUUUGGUAAAUAGCGAGACCAUCUUCUUACAACUUACUACAAGACUUGUCAUGUAGACUAUGUGUUAUCUCUCAUCAGUUCAUGUAAUGAUUGGCUUAAAGAGUUGAGUAAGUGGCGUGCCCCCAACUGGCAAACAUCAGCAGAUUUUGUGAUAAAAUCAACUAUGCUGUUAUAACUUUUAUAUAAAAUCAACAAUGCUGUUACAAUUUUUAUAUAAAAUCAACAAUGCUGUUAUAAUUUUUAUUUAUUAUUUUAAACGCGACUGCAGAUUUCUGUAGUUUUACUUGGUUUUUAUCGUAAAGUACAUUAGCAGAUGAAUGUCUUUUUUCUUAUGUCUCAGUGUUUGUAUACUUGAUGAUGGUUGGUUGAGUUUUCUAAAGAUGAAUCUAGUCAUAGCUGAUGUCUUUUUGAAUUGUAUUUAUAUCAAGCAUUAUCACCCGCUGUUUUUAGCUCUUUUUUUUUCUGCUUUGUUGGGUUAUUUUUUGUUUUUAUUUGGUGAUGUAAUUGUUGUAUUGUGGAAACAGUGUGAGUGUGUGUGCCAUUGUACUAUUUUGUGUUGAACUAAGCUUUGUUAACGUCUCUCAUCAGAUCUCAAUCUGCCAGUAUUGAUCAAACACAAUCAUGUAAAAGUUAUGUCCCUUGUUUUAAGUUUAGAUAUAUUUUCUUGUCACCAUCGGCAACAGUUGAAUGGUUCACGUAACAACAAAGUUGUGUUAAAAUCAACAACUGGUGUAUUUUUUAAAAAAAUGACCAAAUUUUUAUUUCAGUUGUCAAGAAUUAAAACUUGACAAGCCUUCCUGUGCCAACUUGCUUUAGUAAUUUUUAUUUGUCCCUGCAGUUGUUUGUAAAAGCUGACUUGUGUAGGUUAUCUCCCCUGCCUUAUUAGUUCUCAUGCAUUCACCUGUAGAAAAUGGUUACAAAUAAUUUAUGUAUUGUUACAAAAUGUAUGUAUUUUUUAUCUGUUUGUUACCAUCUAUCUGGUCAUUGUGUUUAUACAUUACAAUGCGAACUUGUAGGCUGUGUAAUUUGUUCUGUUGCCAUGGCAACAUUGUUUACCUUCAGCUUGCAUCAGCACCACACAUAUUUGCAUGUUAGGGUUUAGGUUAUAGGGAACAUAAGAUGUUUACCAGCUAGUUUAAGUCAGUAAAUGUUAGGGUUUAGGUUAUAGCUACUCUCAGAUGGUUAGUAGUUUAUCCAACCAUUUUUCUUCAUCAAAUAAACAAAUGUUAAAAAUUUUCAUGAUGCAAAUGUUGACUUUCUAUCAUGUAAACAAGUCCUGUAGUCUCUCCCUUACAAGAGUAACAUUAUCAGUUUGUUUGGGACAACUAAACGGUAGUCUGCAACCCUAAGCAUUGUGGAUGAAGGCCUUAGGUUGAAACAUCUGGGUUUUUUUUUUUCAUCUACAGAACUUAAACAAUAUUUUAAUCUAGCUGUUAACUUUAAAGCAGAUGGCUUUACUUGACCCAUUUGUUUAUUUUCUCAGAAGUGAGUGUAAGCUUUAAAUGGCCAAGACUUUCUGUAAUUUAAUUUAGGUGACAGAAUGUUAAAGUUAUUUUUUUAUCAAUCUAAGUUGAAUGUGGGUGGUGUCAACGACAAGCAGUUCACCCUGGUAGAGUUGGUGGUGUUGUGGUUGGUGGUGGUGUGGUUGGUGCAUGGUAUUUUACUUUAGCUGACAGUGUUGCUUGCUUGAUUCAUUGUGAUAGACAGACAGUGGUUAUUGCCUACAUGUUGCUGAACUGUUUACAGAACCCACCAGGCACAUGUUGCUGAACUAAUGAUUUCACAUCCUACCAGGCACAUGUUGCUGAACUAAAGAUUUCAGAAUCUGCCUGGCACAUGUUGCUGAACUAAAGAUUUCAGAAACUGCUUGGCACAUGUUGCUGAAUUAAAGAUUUCACAACCUACUAGGCACAUGUUGCUGAACUAAUGAUUUGAGAACCUGCUUGGCACAAGUUGCAGAACUAUUUUCACAACGUACAAGGCACAUGUUGCUGAACUGUUUUCCGAACUGAAUGGCAAAACCCUUACAGCAGAUACCAGAAAGAGUUUAUUCAGUUUUCCAAUGCCUGUGACUAUUUUGUUGUCCUUUUAUCACUCACAACAGUAUUAGUAACUUUGUAUUUUGCUCCAACGCUGGAAAAAUAAUAAUUUAUAAUUGUACUUCCACUUUAAGUUAAAAAUUGUACAUGAGCCUUUUAUUUAAACUUUUUUUUUUAACUUGUAGUAAAUACUUUCAUUAUGUAUAUAAAUAGGUCGAUCACUCACACUAAUAGAUAGCACAACACUGUUACAUUUGUCUAUGGUUCUUUAACAAACACUCAAAUGUAGCAGUGCUUUAUCUUGACAUUUAAACUCAUUUUGACCAACUUUAUGAUAUUGAACAACACCCUAUCAACCUGAAAAAAAGUUUAUAAAUCUUUCAAAUUAUAUUAUCUCCCUUCUUAGUGUUGAAGCUGAAACAUUAUCUACCCCUACUCUUUUGCUUGAAGAGGGCAUUGUAAAUAUAAUUGUUUGUAUAUCUUCUUCGAUAAAAGUAUUUGUUCCUCUGAAAUAAUCAGUUUCAUCUGUCAUUUUAAAAAAUAAAUAAAAGAAUAAAUGUUAAAAGUAAAAA
This is a messenger RNA of Physella acuta, 8922 nucleotides long. RefSeq names its product ATP-binding cassette sub-family G member 1. Gene Ontology annotation, biological process: transmembrane transport. Gene Ontology annotation, cellular component: plasma membrane. The record is from RefSeq and is a predicted model, not a curated record. Lineage: Eukaryota; Metazoa; Mollusca; Gastropoda; Physidae. Gene Ontology annotation, molecular function: ABC-type transporter activity; ATP hydrolysis activity; ATP binding.